UAUUUCAUAGGUAUGACAACAAGUAUGGACAACAACCACCAGCCUUCACAGGGAGAAGCUCCACAUUGUUCCUUUCCCUUCAGAGCUGUGGGGCUUUUCACAGGGGACAUGCGACGGUGUGGAGAGUGGGUAAAAAGACAGUCUUUGGUAAUCCAGCUACCGGACUGCGUUUUCCGAGGGGUGGCCCAGGUCAUGUUCGUGAACAACCCUCUCAGUGGGCUCCUCAUAGUGAUCGGCCUCUUCCUGCAGAACCCCUGGUGGGCUCUGAAUGGUCUGCUGGGGACCCUGGUCUCCACUGUGUCUGCCUUCAUGUUGGGACAAAACAGGGAGGCCAUAUCAGCGGGAUUAUAUGGCUACAAUGGAACGCUGGUCGGCAUACUGAUUGCUGUGUUCUCCGCCAAAGGAAGCUGGUACUGGUGGCUGUUCCUGCCAAAUGUGUUCAUGUCCAUGUUGUGCCCAGUGGUCUCCAGUGCUUUGUCUUCAGUUGCCAGUAAAUGGGACCUCCCAAUAUUCACCCUGCCCUUUAAUAUUUUGGUGUGUUUACACAUUGCAGCUACAGGAGCUGCUCAUCCGUAUUUUCCAGAGGUGGAUAUUCAGCCAAACAACCACCUGCACCAUCUAAAUGACUCCAUCCAAAGUCUCACUAUUCCUCAGCUCUUCCUGUCGGUGCCGGUUGGCGUUGGCCAGGUGUACGGCUGUGACAGUCCUUGGACAGGAGGUCUCAUCCUUCUGGCCCUGCUGCUCUGCUCACCAACUCUCUGUUUCCAUGCCAUGUUGGGUUCUGCUGCUGGCAUGUUUGCUGGACUUGCUCUGGCUGCUCCUCACAGGGAUAUCUACACAGGGCUGUGGGGAUACAACAGCGCUCUGUCCUGCAUUGCUAUUGGAGGAGUCUUCUAUGUUAUAACAUGGCAAACCCAUCUACUAGCACUGAUAUGUGCACUUUUCUGCGCGUACAUGACGUCAGCCACCUCAAAACUGAUGUCUGUGCUUGCAUUACCGGCCUGCACGUGGCCUUUCUGCCUGUCGACUCUCAUCUUCCUCCUCAUUUCCUCUGAGAUCCCUGCCAUCUGCAGACUGCCUCUGUCUGUGGUCUCCUACCCCGAGGAAAAUCGCCGUUACCGGAGACAAUUAAAGGCCUCAGAGGAAGCUCAGCACAGUCAGCAGAACGGCAGCCAAGAAGAGGCCCGGCCGAAGGAGAAGGGACGACCAAAUGUCCAGCUCCAAGCGGAAAAGGGCUGCAGUGAAUGUGUGUGAUUUUUAGAAGAUGCUAGAUGUUUAGAAGAUGUUUGUCCUGACAUUUACCUCUGUACAAGAUUAAUUGCAGAAGUAGCACAGUUAUGUAUAAUUUUUGACAUUUCCUGCCUUACAUAAGCAAAGUUGUUACAUAAAUCGCCUAAUUUUGUAGUGACAAAUGUUUUCUGAAUACCUUCAUCUGUAAUAAUUUGUCUAUACUGCAGAGGGCAGCACGUUGCAAGGAAACAUAAGCUACAGUGCAUGAAAAUCCAGCAAUGCUGAGGGGAAACACUGUGCAGAUCUUCAUGUGCACCAGCAGCAUAUAUUGUUAAGCAUUUCAUUUUGCAAAUAAAGCCAUUUAGUUAUUCACAUACAACAGCCACACAGCAAAAAUGGGGGGAGGAAGCAAACAGUAAAAAACACUUUCCCCUCUCAGCAGCAGAAUCUCAGUGGUUGCUGGUGGAGGAUUUAAAAUGCAGCAGUGUUUCAUCAGUGCAGACAGUGAGCUGCAGGGGAGAUUUCAUGACGUGCUCCCCCUGCAAAAACACCUCCUUCACUGCCAGCCAUUAUCCAUCACUGCCUUCUGUACUCCAAUCUGUCCUGUUGUCUUCUCUUGUCAUUCCUCUUUGUGUUUUCAGCUGCACCUCUCCCCCAAUUUAACCCGUUUUUAUCAACUUUUGCUUAUCUUCUACUUUUCUUUUCCUCCAAUUUCCCCUCUUCUGGCAUUAUCUGUCUUCUUCUCCUCAUUUGAGGGCAAACUUCUCCUUUUUCCUCAAGAAGCGAGAAGAUUUCGAUCUCUGUGAAACCAGGCUGCCGAGGUGUCAGCUUAUGAAAGAGCUCUGUCUGGGUCAGUGUCUGCAGUGAUAUUUACAGUCAUGAGUGUACCUUUAUGGGUCUUUAUUGCCAUCUGCCUGUGUGUGUGUCUAUUGCGCCAGUGAGGCACAUGGCAUUCGUCUAGCCACACAGAAGAGCCAGUCACACUCGCAGACAUGUGUGGGAGCUGCAGUACAUCGGGGGAGAAGGUGCGAGACGAGAGAAGGGGACCAAGUUGGAAAAAUGAGAACAUUUCAUUUUUUUCCCUGGUGAUAAAAUAUGACUUGUUAUGACUGUGUUUUUUUUCUUGUUGAAUGUCUAAUAUGCAUUUCUAUUGUCAGCCACUCUUUGAACACAAUACCCCCUCAAAUUAAAUCUACUCAAACUCUCAAGGCAUCACAGAGGAAAAUUUUCUUCCUAAUACUUUCUCUGAUCUGCUGCAGCCUCUAGGUAAGAAUGACCUCAGUCGGUAGAUUUCUCUGUGGCCUUUUUCACAACGUCGAUUCAUCCAGUGACCUUUGAAGGACGGGGUAAGUGUUGGCAGUGGGACGAUGCGAGAUGGAGUUUGUGUCACUUCGCCUGUGCUGCUGCUGUGUGCACUCAGCAGUGUGAUUCACCUUGCAAAAGCCCCCUGCAGGCAGCUCCCACUGCUCUCACAAAACAGAACAGGGAAGAGGGUUCGGGGGUGAGACAGGUCUUAACCCGUGAAGGAUGAAACAAAGCAAAAGCACAGCAAAAAAACAAAGAAGAGCUUGUGCUUGUGUCUGGAACAAAAUGUCUACACCGGCUCCUGUCAGUUAAGAAUAGCAAGUCUCAUGUAACAAAGUA
This is a messenger RNA of Amphiprion ocellaris (clown anemonefish), 2874 nucleotides long. Its product is annotated as urea transporter 2-like. The coding region runs from base 13 to 1254 and encodes 413 amino acids. The transcript has 9 exons. Gene Ontology annotation, cellular component: membrane. Lineage: Eukaryota; Metazoa; Chordata; Actinopteri; Pomacentridae. The record is from RefSeq and is a predicted model, not a curated record. Gene Ontology annotation, molecular function: urea transmembrane transporter activity. Gene Ontology annotation, biological process: urea transmembrane transport.